This is a messenger RNA of Suillus paluster, 2043 nucleotides long. RefSeq lists its product as uncharacterized. The record is from RefSeq and is a predicted model, not a curated record. Lineage: Eukaryota; Fungi; Basidiomycota; Agaricomycetes; Boletales; Suillaceae. The transcript is spliced from 8 exons. Bases 1 to 2043 code for a protein of 680 amino acids.
AUGGUGCGCCCAAACACUCGUCCUAAAAAUGUGAACCAGCAUCCUGGUGAGAUCCUCCUCCAAAACAAGAGGAAAAGGCGCACUGCUCGUCAAAUCCAGGAAGACAACGACCAAGCCGAGCAUGAGCGGCAGGAGAAAGAAGCCGCUGAUCAACGCACCACCGAGAAGAUUGCGUCUAUUGAAGACAAGAAGGCAUUGAAGGACUUGAAGAUCCUUUUGCAUGCGCCAAAGCCUCGGCCUCGGGCGCGUCCUGUGUCGAAGUCGAAGGUGAGCCAGCCGAACAUUGAGGAUGACGAGGAGAUUGUAGAAGCAGCUGAGAUGGGGGAUGUCGAAAUGGAGGACAUUGCUGCAGGCGAUAAUGAUGGAGAUAAGGACUUUCAACCAAGUGAGGAGGAGAAUGAAGAGGUGCAGCCGAGGAAUAAGCAUGUCCAGAAGACAGCAUAUCAUGAGGCUGUCCAUGCUGAGCGAAGUGUUAAUAAUACAGGCAUCAACAUGACUCACAAUCAGAAUUUGAAGGUCGAUAUAUCAGAUCAGGCUGAUCCAACGGCACGUGGUGACCAGAAAGGCAAGAAAGGAGUUGCGGAUGUCUGCGCCGCCAAGGAUGACUAUGCAGGGAUGGGGAAAACAAAGGACUGGGCUGAGAAACUUGCAACAAGCAAGUUGCUCCGCCCUCAACUUGAAAGCCUUCGCACUGAAUCACACAGACGGGUGUCUUCAAUCACCACCUCAACUGCUGUUUCAAGGAUCUCGAAAGUCACUAGCGCCAGGGCUAAUCCCACUGGCAGCCCGCACCCCACAAACAAUGUUCAAGUCAAUCUCGAAGAACCUACCACAGCGUUUCUGGACGAGGACGAUUCACUUGAGCGUGAGGCUGCUUUCAAGGCUACCAAAAAGCCUGGUGCCAGGCAUACGACUUCUGCGGAUAUAUUGGAAGUCAGUGAUAACAGUUUAUCACCGCCUCCAUUGCGACCAAAGAAAUGCUCACCAAUAAUGGCAAGGACCGAGUCCUUAUCCUCCCCCCCUCCUCGUGCCCCUCCUUCUACGCAACCAUCCAGAGCCACCGCCAGGUUCAUCCCGACUGAGCCCGUUACUGACUUGUCAACGGACAUUGACUUUGGCGAGAGUGAGGACACAUCACCGCCCCCUGCUCCUGUAUCAGCAAAAGGCACCAAACGCCUAACAACUUCAACUGGCGUCAGCAUCAAUAGCCAGCCCCCCCCUUCGAAACGAGCAAAGACAGAGCCGCAGAGCAAGAGUGUCAUGUCACGCUGCGAUGGCAGUGGCGCCAAUCACCGGUACCAGAACGAUGACCUUCCUGAGGGAUGCCAGGAUGGUAAUACCUGGCGCCGGGUGUUCAUACCAACUGUCGCACACUGGGCUGGUGGAGAAGUUGAGCCUUGGGGUCCUGAAGACGAAGAUUUAAGGGACGCCAUGCAGGAGAUCUGGAACUACAUAUACCGGGGUAAGAUUCAGCACGAGAUCUCUAGAUCUGGUGCCGUUUUAAAAGUGGCCAAACAACGCCUUAUGGAAUGGCGUGGAGGGUUCGGUAUCGCAGCAUGCUCCAUCCUCACUGCAUUUUUUGCGCAGGACGCUGAUUUUUUGGAUCCUGCGGCUCGCGAGGACUUUUCAAGGGCCAUGCUGAAGCAUAACCGGUUCAUUUUCAGGGAUAAUUCAGGACUCGUUCCCAAGGACUGGACGGGUAUGUGGAGAUCCCCCUUCGUACUUCAGACAUUCACAUCACACCUCAAUUUCACCUUCGGCCGUGUUGAAGUCCCCAACCUUGACACCGAGAGCAUUAGCGCGCGGGCUGCAUUUGCCCUCGCCGUUACUGCUGUUUAUCGUACUCUUCAGCUCAUCAUUGAUGGGAACCUCACCUUCAAAGUCGUUCAAGAAUCCCGCAGCAAACGCAAAGGUGCAAAGACCGACGGCGGCGAUAUCUGGACCCCCAUCAUCACGAAGGGCGAGCAGUUUGCUUUCAGCAAACCUAUCUGGGGGCACAUGACCGUCAAACUCAUGGGCCCCAUUGUGGCGCUUUCCGACUGA